AUGUCCUCAUCGCCGUCCGCGUCCCGCGAUCCCGUCACGAACACGACGAAGACCCCUUCUGCAUCCACCGCCGCCGUCCCGGUGGGUGCAGUUGGGGUGGCCUCCGCCACCGCCGCCGUCCCGGUGGUCGGGGAAGGGCCGACGGGUGAGUUCAGUGGGCUUUUUUGGGGAUUUUUGGGGUUUUCGGGAUUUUUUUGGGUUUUUUUAAGAUUUUAAGAUUUAACAGUGGAAGUACUCCAAGUGCGACGCUCAGAUUUUCUUUAAAUUUUGCAUACACGUCGGGUAUGGACCAAAUAUCAAUUCCUCAAAGUUUUAGCUCGCGCUUUGCUGGCGCCGCCGAGAUAUCGAACGAUUUUUUGCUGCCGAGAGAGCACGCUAAACGUGGAGAGCGGGCAGAGAGAAAACACCUUUUUGGCCAUAACUUUGGCAGUUUCGUGCGGAAAAAUUUGAUUUUUUGUAGAAACAUUAUCCUUUAUGGUAGAAAUAGGCAAGAAACUUUUCGUGCCGAAAUUCGACAAAAAGUCCUAAAUUUUGGCCGACUUUCGAUCCAAAAAUCUCGGUUGUUUCUGCAAAGCGCGAGCUAAGAAUCUUGAAUAUAUCUCAAAAAAAAUUAUUCCAAAUUUGUGCCAAUUUUCAUCAAAAUAUGAGCGUCGCACUUGGAGUACUUCCCCUAUAAGAUGACUUACAUAAGCUUAGGGGAAAAAUAUAAAAAUUAUAAAUAAUUCAGUCAUUUGUCUAGUUGGGGCUUCGGUAGUUGAGCCCCCCACGAAAGGUAGUUCAAACCCCCACUGUUUUGCCCGUUUCACACCCCACAUAAUGAACAAAUUAGAAUAAUACAAAAAAUGUAAGUGGGGGUUUGAUCUACUACGUUGGGGGUUUGAUCUAAAACGUAUGGGGCUUUAUUUAAAACGUAGGGGGCUUCAUCUAAAACGUAGGGGGCUUCAUCUAAAACGUAGGGGGCUUCAUCUAAAAUGUAGGGGGCUUGUGCUGGACCAUACAACUUGGAUUACUUCUUUGAAAUAAAUUUUGGGGUUCAGAAUGGACGAGGGGGGUUGUACUGGGCCAUGGGGGGCUAAACUGGACUGGGGGGCUGUACUACCUUAGCCCCGUCUAGUUGAAUAUAAUUUUGAAAUAAAAAACUAAAAAAACGACCUCAAAAACUUGAUUUCGAGCUCAACUUGAGAGAGCUGACUAACAUUUGCAACUCGAAAUCACCUUGUAUAUACUUUGUAAACCGUAAAAUAACUUUCGGCUGGUGGGUUACUACCGUAAACCCCGCCAAAAAUGAUAAUAUAAAAAGGCCUAAGGGCCUUGAAAAUAGACUAUGAGGCCUUGAAGAGCAAGGAAAAAUAUUGCACAAAAAGGGCAAUUUGGCUGGUGGGGGGACCCUGUAAAUCCCGCCGAAAACAAUUUUUAUACUGUAAAAUCCGGCCGAAAUUGGCCUUGACAUUACGUAUACGGCUUGAUGGAUCAAUUCCCGCCCCAUUUAAGCCCUAACAGCUCGGUAAGUCAAAUUUUUUUGAGUUUUACAGAGUUUAGAGGCCUCAUGGAGAAGAUGCCAGAGGGAUAAAUUUUGAUCGAAAGGGUAGAUCUCGGGAAUUUUUUGAGAUGGAUUUCUGUAUUUUACACAGAAUUAUGAAAAAUUCCGUACCAAAAACGUAAUCGAAACCAUUUUUGCAAAAAAACAGUUUUGGAAAAAAAUCCUUUCGCUUUUUUGACACCCCUUUAGGCAAUAAAAUAAAGCCAACAGCACUCAUUAGCUAUAAAUUCCGAGCUUGCUUUUCAUAUAAAUUUCGAAAUUUCUCACUCAAAUUUUGCUUUCUGACCAACAUCCCAGCCCGCAGCCUCCCAGAAUACCCAUUAUGAUUGGGCUGACAUCUCUCCAAGGUCCAAAAAUGAUGAUCUGGAUCGGUGGCCAGCACUUCAGUCCAGAUCCAAGACGACAUUCGGAAGGCAAAGAUCUAAAAUCCGUCAAUUUUACAUAAUAGUCCAUUUUUUGUGAAAAUUGUCAAAAAUCAUCUCUUUUUAGAAGCCCCAUUUUGUUUUCCAAAUAACUCCAAAAAUUUACCUUUCCCCAAAGAUAUUUGACGGAUUUUCUAGAAAUUUGUCAUCCGAAUGUCAGAAUUGAUGUCCAACGUUCAAAAUUAUGGCUUCAAACAUCUUCAUGCACCUCCAGAAUCCCUCCAAGAGCCUAAUCCCGGUCGAAGAUGGAUCAUUUUUUUGAUUGUGGCAGGUCCAGCGACUGAUGGCAUCACCUAA
Messenger RNA from Bursaphelenchus xylophilus (pine wood nematode), 2259 nucleotides. The record is from the annotation of a GenBank genome assembly. NCBI's taxonomy places the organism in Eukaryota, Metazoa, Nematoda, Chromadorea, Rhabditida, Aphelenchoididae.